CGUGGGACCUCCCGGUUCCGGCGCGGUAGAGGCCCAAGGAGGUGAACCGUCUCCGGCACCAUGUCUGGUUUGUCUGGCCCACCAGCUCAGCGUGGCCCUUCCCCGUUAGCGGUGCUGGUUUUAUUCCUGCUGGGCCCCAGCUCGGUGCUCGCCAUCUCCUUUCAUCUUCCCGUUAACUCCCGCAAGUGCCUCCGCGAGGAGAUCCACAAGGACCUGCUGGUGACGGGCGCGUACGAGAUCACCGACCAGUCUGGGGGCGCUGGCGGCCUGCGUACCCACCUCAAGAUCACAGAUUCUGCUGGCCAUAUUCUGUACUCCAAGGAAGAUGCAACCAAGGGGAAAUUUGCCUUUACCACUGAAGAUUAUGACAUGUUUGAAGUGUGUUUUGAGAGCAAGGGAACAGGGCGGAUACCUGAUCAGCUCGUGAUUCUAGACAUGAAGCACGGAGUGGAGGCGAAAAAUUACGAAGAGAUUGCCAAGGUUGAGAAACUCAAACCUUUAGAGGUGGAGCUCCGACGCCUAGAAGACCUCUCAGAAUCCAUCGUUAAUGACUUUGCCUACAUGAAGAAGCGAGAGGAGGAGAUGCGAGAUACCAAUGAGUCAACAAAUACUCGGGUCCUGUACUUCAGCAUCUUUUCAAUGUUCUGCCUCAUUGGACUAGCCACCUGGCAGGUCUUCUACCUGCGUCGCUUUUUCAAGGCCAAGAAGUUGAUUGAGUAAUAAAGCCCAGUGUCCUCCCACCUGUAUCUCAGCCAGCUGAACAUCCCUGGGACGUGCCUCGCCUAAGGCAUCCUACUGACAGCACCAUCAAGGCACAUUGGAGCUUUCUUGCCAGAACUGAUCUCUUUUGGUGUGGGAGGACAUGGGUUACCACCUACACCCAAUAAGUCAAUGAGGGACUUCUUUUUAACUUCGUAGGAUUUGGACUGGUUUUGCAACAAUAGGACUAUUAUUAGAGUCACCUAUGACAAAAAAUAGGGGUUACCUAGCUAAUGCCAAAGCCAGCAUUUGUACUGGGUUUCCUCAUGUGCUAUGUUUGAACCAUGUUUUCUUUCCUUUUCCUACUUGCUCACCAGCUUGAGCUUCCACUCUGGUUCCUUCACCAAGGUAUGUAUGACCAUGUUGAACUUGUUUCAUUGAUCAUCCUCUUUGGAUUUCUGUGUGAAAACACACUUAACUUUCUCUUGACCCUUAGCUGAAAUGUGUAGGUAGCUUCUGGUGAUACCCUUUCAUAAUUUUAUGUCUCUUAAAAGGGUGAUCGAUGGGACACCUCAUAGAGAGGAGCUUUGAACUGUAGAUAACUCUUAAAGAAGACAUCGUUUUAGAGAAUUAAAAUAUUUGUGCUUAACUGCCUGAA
Felis catus (domestic cat) is the source of this 1357-nucleotide messenger RNA. It is a transcript of the gene TMED10, whose product is annotated as transmembrane p24 trafficking protein 10. Gene Ontology annotation, biological process: Golgi organization; endoplasmic reticulum to Golgi vesicle-mediated transport; intracellular protein transport. Gene Ontology annotation, cellular component: Golgi apparatus; endoplasmic reticulum; COPI-coated vesicle. The coding region runs from base 61 to 720 and encodes 219 amino acids. The record is from RefSeq and is a predicted model, not a curated record. Lineage: Eukaryota; Metazoa; Chordata; Mammalia; Carnivora; Felidae. The transcript has 5 exons.